Drosophila nasuta is the source of this 294-nucleotide messenger RNA. Its product is annotated as keratin-associated protein 19-2. Lineage: Eukaryota; Metazoa; Arthropoda; Insecta; Diptera; Drosophilidae. The transcript has a single exon. The record is from RefSeq and is a predicted model, not a curated record. Bases 1 to 294 code for a protein of 97 amino acids.
AUGCGCGCUUUAAUAUUCUUCGCUUUGAUUGUUGGCGUCCUAUUGUCUCUGGUCUAUGCCGAGGACCAACAGGAGCAGCUAGUGCGUACUAAACGCCAGUUCUUUGGUCCUGGAUUUGGAGGCUAUGGUGGAUAUGGAGGCUAUGGAGGCUUUGGAAGACCCUAUGGUUUUGGACCCGGCUACGGCGGCUAUGGUCAUCGUCAUCAUGGCUUUGGUGGCUUUGGAGGAUACGGCGGAUACCCCAGAUACGGCGGUUUUGGCGGUUUCGGAUACCCCGGCGGUUUCUAUGGUUAA